Molecule: messenger RNA, 267 nt
Organism: Adineta steineri
Lineage: Eukaryota; Metazoa; Rotifera; Eurotatoria; Adinetida; Adinetidae
Source: the annotation of a GenBank genome assembly
AUGAAAGUGGUAGCUAUUAUUGCUGGAAUUAUCUUGACUGUAGCCUGGAUAUUCUACGUUGCUAGUAAUGCGGUUCCAUCAUGGAGUCAAACAACUUAUGGAGGUUAUACUAAUUCAUAUGGCUUAUGGCAAUAUUGCUCCACAGUUUCUGGUUCGACAACUUGCGCUAAUAUCAACUGCCCAUCGGCGACUGAUGAUAACGGUUACUGUAAUAGAUUAAUGGCUAGUAGAGCUUUUAUGACAAUAGCUUGUAUUUUAUCUGGCAUU